This is a messenger RNA of Culex pipiens pallens (northern house mosquito), 2135 nucleotides long. Its product is annotated as BRCA2-interacting transcriptional repressor EMSY. The transcript is spliced from 4 exons. The record is from RefSeq and is a predicted model, not a curated record. Gene Ontology annotation, cellular component: nucleoplasm. NCBI's taxonomy places the organism in Eukaryota, Metazoa, Arthropoda, Insecta, Diptera, Culicidae. The annotation marks the transcript as partial. Gene Ontology annotation, biological process: regulation of DNA-templated transcription.
UUUUGACGUUUCAUAAACAGAAAUGGAAGAGGAGGGCAUAUUAUGCGAGUGUUGAAUUUUUGUACGACGGAUUUCUUCGCUUGUUUUGGAAUCGUCGCCCAGGAGAAGUGUUUUCCCGUGCCGUGGACCCGACCGCGGGUCAGCUAUGUAAAGACAUUUUGAACCGUGUGGUGUGAGCAGCAGUGCCAUUUGUCCCAGGGUGCCCCCGCGGAACAAGCCCCCUAGGAAAAUCGCGCCGCGCACACACGCCAAAAAGUGGUGCCCGAACGAAACGAAACGAAAGUGGCGUUUGCGAGGCAAAACUGAAAAACGCCAACAGAAGGACAAUUUUUGUGACCCCUAGAGUGUGUGAGAGCGCGGAGUUGGGCAGGAUGUGGCCCCUCAAGCUGGACAUGACCCGGGACGAGAGCCGCGGGAUGUUGCGUCGGUUGGAACUGGACACGUACUCCAGCGUGAUGAGUACGUUCCGGGCGCAGGGUGCGCUUUGCAAGGAGAAGGCACGCAUCCUCGAGGAACUGCGGAAGCUGCUGCAUAUUUCGCAGGACCGCCACAAGGCCGAAGCGCGGCGGGUGGCCAACGACGAGCGGCUCACGACGGUGGCCGAAAUCAUUUCCGGCCCAAACAGCACCCAAGAUUGGAGCCGCGAGGGUCGCCGCACGUUCCCCAUCCUCCCGCGGACGGCCCCGUACACGGCCCUGUCCUACAUCGCCAACACGGUCUGCGAGCAGAUAACGCGCGAAAACAGCAAACUUCCGCACCCGUUCGAGACUUCGCAGAACCGCCUCCAGAAGGAGCAACAACAGGAAGAGGAACGCAAGCAGAAGCUGCUGCUGGAACAGGCAAAGCUGGCCCAAGCAGCGGUUCCGAUUGAAAUUAAAGAGGAAGCGGACGAACCGAUGGUCGCGGCAUUGCCAGCUGCUGCGCCGGAACCUACUCUGAACGUGGUGCAUCCUCCCGUCGUAACGGCUGAUCCGUUUGUCGAGGCCGCCAACAAGAGUUACAUCAACAAUGAUCUGAAGCGAUCGUACCCGAUCGAGCCAUUGCCGGCGCUCAGCUCGCCGGUUCCGAUCGACGACGAUUCGCCGCUGAGGAAGAAGCCACAGCUGUACCAGGAGCUGCAAAAGCAGGAACCGCUGAUGCCGCCGCAGUCACCGAUUGUGACCUUCCAUCAGCAGUUCCCAACGCAGCAGCAGCAGCAGCAGAUCCCAGCGGUAGCAACAGGUCCAAUGUCACCCCACAAUAACCUCACGUCGCCCAACAACUUUGGAAUGGCUCCGAUGGUGCCGAUGCCUCAGAAUAUGAGCAACAACAACUUCAACAAUCCGAAACCGGCGCAGGGCAGAAACAGCAAUAAAAACACGGAACGACCCCGGAAGUCUUCCGUUUCGAAAAAGAACCAGAACAAGACGAAGACACCAUAUCAAACCAACAAACAGGCCGGCGGAAAGGCGAACAAGAAUUCGAUAGCACAAGCACAAAUGCAGCAGCAGCAGCAGAUGAUGCCGGGAGGACCGAUCGUGGCCCCGGGAAAGAGCCAGAAGGGCAACAACAACAACAGUGCCAACAGUCCCCAUCUGAUCCACUCGUACGCGAGUCCACUGAUUCCGUACGAAAUCCCGCAACAGCACCAGCCACAACUCGUGGGCGCCACCGCCGAAGUUCCCCACGAACCGCUGCAGCUGCAGAAGCAUCUGACCUCGAACGCCGUCUACCAGCCGAACCAGCAGUACGGAAUGACCCCGAUCAAGUCGGCGCCGUACACGGGACCGUACCAGCAACCGAUGGCCAGCAUGCCGGCCCCGAAUCCGGUCUACGGACAGCAGCACCAGAUUCUGCCCUCGUCCAAGAAGGACAUCCAGUAUAAUCUCACCAAGCUGAACCCGACCAACAGCUCCAAGAACAACGUCAACAUCCCGCUGAAGCAGUCCGGCGGAUCGUCGUCGUCGUCGCUCAUGCAGGGCAAGGGUCAUCCGUUGUUCAACUAUCAGAAGAAAUCUCCCUCGAAGAAUGUGCUGAUUCCGACCUCGUCGGCGGCCGCGGCUCUGGCCAGUUUCGGCAUCCCCAAGAACAUUCAACCCCGGAAGGAUGUCCCGAAGUUCCGCGAGCCGGACCCGUCCGUCAACCCGGCGGACAUU